ACAUUUACGUAGUGCGCCCCGUACCGUCGCGUAAGCGUGUUCGUGACGCGCUGCAGAAAAAUAAAACAUUCGAAAUCCGAAAUAUUAUAUUCGAAGUAGUUGUCAGCCAGUUCUUUUUUUAGGAAAACAAAAAGGUGCCUGUGCCUAUGUUAUUUUUUUUUUAUGUUUUUAAUUUGUGCGUUCCGUUACUGAAAAUUGUUUUGGAAAGUGUGGACACGCUAGGGGUCGUUUUCCCUGGGAGAGUAUUGCUAUAGCAACGAAUGACGUCAAGUUCAUGGGCGGUUGGUGCAUUUUCGUUCAAUAAUGUAUAGUUUCUGUUUUAUUUGACGAUAGUUUUUUAAAUUGUGAAAGAACAAAAGAUUGUGUAACGUGCCAGCUUUACUAACUGGCCCAAAUGCCAGGGUUUUAUGGCGAGCAGCACUUACAUGACGAAUCAUGAGUUUGAUGACGAUUAUCAAGUUUGGGUACACCCUGGUGGUCGUUACGCUUCUAUUGAUGAUAUGGGCAUCACUGUCGAGAGCGUUAGACUUACACGUGGACACAGGGCAUCCACCGUGCCUUUUUCAAGCAUUAUGUACGUGCUCCAAGCCGGCUGGAGAUUUGGGCAUUGUGACUUGCAAUCACGUGCCCAUAUACAAGGUUCCGGCUGCAGUCAACAGCUCUAAAGUGUUUAUGUUACAACUUACAGGAAACAAUAUAAGAGAUCUGGAACCUCAGUUCUUCCAAGCUACAGGAUUGUACAGACUAGCAAUAAACCAGAACCCUCUAGAGAUGAUCCACGAAGAAGCAUUCCACGGACUAGAAAACACAUUGUGGGAACUAGAACUGAAGGAAGAUAAACUAACGGCGGUGCCAAGCAGAUCUCUGAGAUUCCUGCAAAAGUUACGACAACUUGAUUUAUCAGGUAAUGAAAUAACGGAAAUAUCAGGAGAGAAUUGGAGAGGACUGCAGGAUACGUUGCAUACGUUGAUAUUAGCAGAUAAUUCAAUAGCAACGCUACCUUUGGAUGCUUUCUCUGGACUGCCUAUGCUGGAAACUUUGGACCUCCAUGGAAACCAUUUAGCAGUAAUUGACAGCGGAGUCUUUCGAGAUGGGAUGAGCAGGCUGAAUAAGUUGCUUCUGAGCGAUAACCAGCUAUCAUUCAUCCCAUACGAAGAGAUUGCUCCGCUGCGCCAACUAAGGUUCCUGGAUCUCGCCAACAAUAUCAUCAAGCAAGUGCCGCCAGCGCAUGAUUUGAACAGCGUCAGGCUAGCAUUAGAUACUUUGAAAUUGGACAACAAUAUCAUAAACACGCUAAUGCCAGGGUCUUUCAAAUACUUCAGCGUAUUGAACACUACAUCUCUCGACAGAAACCCCAUUUAUGUUAUAAGGGAAGAUGCAUUCCGUAACGCAAAAAUCAAGACACUCUCUCUCCGGGACUGUGCGAUCUGGGAUCUGUCGCCGGCAUCGUUUGCCGGACUCGAGAAUAGCUUGCAGAGUCUAGACCUUUCGGAGAACAACUUGACUAUGAUAUCAAAAUUUAUGUUGAACAAGCUAGAUUCUUUGAGGUUCCUCAACCUUAGAGAGAAUAAGGUAGAUAUCAAUUUACUGGCAAGCAAUAUUCCAUCAGAGUACGCCCAAUUAUCUUUCAACAAUUUUCAAUACAGAUUAUUUAAUUUGGACAUAAGUGGAUCGUCUUCUAUUGAGAUGAGUCUCCAGGAUAUAAGAAGAAUGAGAUCUCUUCGAUCAGUAUCAGUAGGUAAACUGAUAAGACGAACUAUAAGAGCUGAAGACUUCCAAGAGUUCGGAGUGGAGUUGGAAGAUCUGAAAAUCUUCGGCAGCAAUAUCAACAAAAUAGAAUCUAGUGCGUUCCAACACGUCAGGACUAUUAAAACAUUGGAUUUAUCCGAAAAUGACAUAGACUUUAUAGACCCAUUUGCAUUUGCUGAGUUGCACAGCUUAACGACCCUAAAAAUGGCAAACGGUCUAUCAGAGACAGUAAAGAUCUUACCAUUCGAGCCUCUAAAAGCAUUGAUUGAGCUACAAUACUUGGACUUCAGUAAUAACAAGUUAAAGAAUGUUCCAGAUACGUCGUUUCAUUUCUUGUACAAAUUAAAAUCACUGAAUCUACAAGACAAUGCUAUUGAUCAUUUCUCGAAAGGAACUUUACAGGGUGAUAUCCACGGAAAGUUAGAAAGCAUUUGCCUAUCAUUAAAUCAAUUGAAUCAAUUAGUUCAACAUACAUUCGUAGAUUUAAAAGAAUUGCAAGAAAUUCUAAUAGAAGACAAUUUGAUAGAAAUUAUUCAGAGGCGAGCGUUUACUGGUCUUGAUAAUUUGAAAGUAAUCCGAUUGAGAGGUAACAGAAUUUAUGAAAUUAGCGAGGAAGCAUUCCAGAAUAUUCCAGCUCUUAAAGAGCUGGAUGUGUCAUUUAACCGGCUCGAUACAUUCAAAUUUUCCAUCUUCGACCAAGUUGGUUCAGCCACAGCACUGAAAGUCAAUGCAUCGUACAACAGAAUCAUUGCACUCACAGACUCUAAUGCACCCAGCUUCUUCACCAACAACUUUUUUAUACCCAAGGCUCAGAGCUUGGUAUCUGAUGCGCCCAUAGCUCUUGAACAAGCUCUUGGGACAGUAUCAGUGAAUAUAAGAGUUCUGGAUUUCUCACACAAUAAUAUAACCUAUAUUGCGCCAUAUUACUUCAGACAUGCAGAUUUAACUCUAUCGGAACUUUAUUUAUCUCACAAUUUACUAAGGAACAUAACCAGGGAAGUGUUCGGUUCGAUGGUGAUGCUUCAGUAUCUCGAUCUAUCACAUAAUUAUAUAUAUCAUAUGGAGUUCGAUUGCUUCGCCAGAGUUAAAGCUUUACAGAUUCUAGACAUCUCCCAUAAUUACAUAUCGGAGAUGCCGGUAGAAAUAUUCCACGAUAUGCAGUCCUUGACAUCACUCGAUCUAUCAAACAACCGACUAAGAAAUCUUGUUGACAAUUUAGUUAUAUCGUCACUUCUUGAAAGAUUGGAUCUAUCUGAUAAUUAUUUAUCAAGAGUUCCAACGAAUGCACUGUCACCUGCAGCAGCUGCUAAUCUAGUCGAAUUUGAUCUGAGUGGAAAUACUAUACCAGCUAUUGGAUUGUCAGACUUAGUACAAAGAUACAGGAGCCCUGACCAGGGCGAAUACUGGCCCGAGGAACCAGACUACAGCGACGAGUACAUGUAUCACACCGCUAGGAGAGAUCACACCAGAGUGUUCCACCAAAAAAAGCAAUACCCGCAGAAUAUACUCUACAAGUCAUUAGCGUGGUUAGAUUUAUCUAACAACCACUUGGUUCGCAUCGAGACUGGUUCAUUUGCGGCGUUACCAAAACUUCGAUGGCUGGAUUUGAGUAAUAAUACACCAUUCAACGGCGGAGAACGUGGUAGCAGUGUCUUUAAGGGAUUAGAAAGAAGACUCUUGCAUUUAGGACUUAAGAACGUUAGCUUAAUGUCUGUGCCUUCGUUGCCUUUAACAAAGUUGAAGAGUCUCGAUCUAUCGUAUAACAAUCUGCCAUCAAUCCCACCGGAUUCUACAGCUAAUCUCACUCGUCUAAGAGUCUUGGAUCUUUCAUACAAUGACCUCACUACUGUUCCAGUUGCAACACAUUCUCUUACGGAUUUACGAUGGCUAUCAUUAUCUGGGAAUCCUAUAACAGCACUGAUGAAUACCAGCUUAUAUGGAAUAUCAACAAGACUCGAAUACCUCGACGUUACGAAACUUCGUGUGAAAAUUCUUGAGCAUGGUGUCUUCAGUAAAAUGUUGGGGUUAAGAACCCUAAAAAUCACUGCAUUCUCCACAGUUAGAGAAUUCAAUGUACCAAGAAUGCUGAGUUACAAUGCAGCUUUAGAAAAUUUAUUAAUAGAUAUUGACUACGGAGGCGUGGAGUUUGGAAGGGAGUUGCAAGCCCAGUUGCCCUGCAAGCUAAAUAAUAUUACUAUAACUGGUCGUACACUUAAAUAUCUUUCUCCAUAUUUGUUACUUGGUGUUCAUGCAAAGCAUCUUAGGUUAACCGUUUACAACACCAGUAUAGAAGAUAUAACCAGUGAAGUGUUCUUUAGUCCGGGUCGUGUAAGAAGACUGACUUUAGACGUCAGAUCGAAUUAUUUGACGAAAAUCGCUAAUCCGAGCCAGAGGGCGUGGCCUGGAGCGAAUGGUUUAUUCUUAGAAGAUAUUCUUGUUGCUGGAAAUCCCUUGGUUUGCGACUGUGGAAUAGGAUGGAUUGAACCUUGGGACCGAAAGAGAAGACAAUAUAUAUGCAGUAGUCCAUUCAACUGCGUCGCAACGCGAGACGAUGUCAGAUUUGCAACAUGUCCUUAUUAUGAUAACAGAACUCUAAAUGAAAUUCUGAUACGCGAUCUAGAUUGCAGUUGGAAUCGAGGAUUCUUAAGUUCACCAAAUAUAUUAAUAAUUUUAGGAAUGACCGUUUUAACGUGCCUAUAUAUUUGAGGUUUAUUUUGGCUACUUGGGGUAUAUGAAGAAUUCCAUCUAAUUUUGGCAAGAAUAUACAAUUUUUAGAGUCUUUAUCAGAUCGAUUAAGACUAAAUUCUUUCCAUAAAGGAUUGCGAAAGAAAGACUUAUUGAAAUAAAAAUUAGGAAUGCUGUUCUAUUAGAUGGCAAAUGUAUAAAUAUUUGUACAUAUACGAGAAGUUACAAGUAAAAUAAAGUCUUAUAUGACCAACUGACGAAGAAAAAUCGAGUGAGACACUAAAUUAUUUAUCCAAGAGUAUGGUACCUGCGUAUGUGGCUUAAAACUGCAUAGUAGAUAGUCUUGGGGCAUUCCUAAACAGCCAAAUCCUAAUUAAGUGGUAGAAUUUUGGACAAUGAUCCCCAAGGCCAGGUGUGUGUUUAAAUGGAGCUUUCAUUAUGAACUAUUAAAAGUGACUUUUAUAUUAAGAGAUUGCAUACAAGUUUAGUGAAGCCUAUUAAAAUGUGAUUUAUCGUUUUAACUGAAAAGCAGAAUGGUGAUCUCAAGGGAUUGAAUCAGGAGUUGUUAACGUUUAUAUUAUUCUUUAUCUUCCUAUGCACAUUGUGUUCCCACAAAUAUCAAUUUGCAUAUUUUAGAUUAAUAAUUGAUUUCCGCGUUUCACGCAUUUCGUGCACUGCCUUACAAAACGUUUUUUGUUAAUAUUGAAUACAAUUAAUGUUAUGUCCAGCUGUUUAUGAUGUGUUCUGAAAUCGAAAAUUAGUCGAGGGUUAAUAGUAAUAACUAUGUGUGGAAGUGCACUUAAUGUGUUUUAGAAAUUGCAUUUACGUCGAUUUAUAAGAUAAGUUCACACGAAAGCAAUGACUUAAUUACGAUCGUCUAAGUAGACUGCAUUCGCUCGAAUGAUAUGUGUUCGUCCAUUAUUAAUAUUAAUGAUAUUAUUUAUAGAUGUAUUCAUUUGUGUAAUAGAAGACUUUAGCUGUAGAUUAAUAAGAUCGUCUCUAACAUUUUCUGUGUAAUGAUCAUCAUUAGUUUUUUCAUCGUCCAUAUUCUUUUAAACAGAUUGAAUCAUUAUAAACGUAUAUAUUACAGCGACAUCAUUAUAUCUACGUAAAUUACUCAAUAGUUUGAAUUUAUAUACUCCUUUGUACAAUACAGAUUUUCUGAUACGAUUCAUUGUUCAUAUUUAUCAUAUUCAGAGUAACUAUCUUUAAUAAAAACGCUUAAUCCUAUACUAUAUUAGACUCUAAUAUUUUCAUUGUUUAGCUGUUUACAAAUUCUAUCUGGUUACCUUGUUGGAUAAACAUAUUUUAUUACAUAUGUCUAUAAAUGUGUCAGUAGCUAUUACUAUGUCUACGGAGCAUGCUGUAAAAUAUACAUAUGUCGACGUACGUAUAUUUAAUAGGAUUUUAUCGACUGAAUUUAAGUGUUUCAAGCUAUAUCGCUGGUAAUAUUGUUAAGAAUAAUGUUCGUAUCGUAUGAUGUCCAAUGUGGCUUAUUUUAUUAUGUACUUUUUUUACAUAUUUUGCUUGAUAUAUGUUUUAUUUAUGUAUUUUUUUAUUUUGUUUAGCGUGUUAAUUUUUAGUACUGUAGACUCUUUGAUUAUGCAGUUUAUUAACAUAUGUUAGUAUUAAACUCGAUACAUUUGCAAUGAUUGAAUUAAAUAAAUACCUCUUCUUCAGUGGUCCAGAUUGAUGUGGUUUCAGGCCUAAUUGUUAAUUUUUGUUUUCAAUGCCAUUUAAAAAGCUAUUAUUUGUUAUUUACUUUUAUAUAUUUAUUUCGUUAGAUAUAUCAAAAAAGUUUGCAUUUUAUAAUUCUAAUUUGAUUUACCUAUAUUAUUAUUAUUGAUUUUAAAUAGUGAUUUUAUUUCAAUUACUCGUACUUAUUGUUUAUUCGAUUUUCAACUAUUAUGCUUAUCUUUACUGGGUUUUAACUUUUACGUGCUAUCUUUAAGAAUGGUGUUGAAAACAAAUUUAUAUUGUUGCAACAAUGAAUAUAUUUUGUGAUAUAUAUUACUCUAAACCUUCUAUUUUUAUAUAAAGCCUACAAAUAAAUAUAGCAGAUCAGAACGGGAAUUGUGUAAGUAGCGAAAGCAAGUAUCACUAACAAUUAUUGCUUCUUUACAUUGUUAAAUAAAUAUUAGAAAUUGUCGUGAAGUAAAAUGAAAAUUGUUUAGAUGUGGUAUUUUCAUGUUAUCGACGACUAUUUCCAAAUUAUAAAUAUUAUAAUAAAUAAUGGUAUUAAAUAUGAAUCGUUACUUUAGCAACUUGAUAGAUCAAAUAGAGUAAAUUUAAAAUCAACUGCAGAUGAUUCAAAUCAUCGGUAUCCGCAUACCGUAAAUACACUCAAAAUUGAUAAAAGUUAUCAAACUUUAUAACAAAACAAUUCAAAAAUAUGCAUUAUUGUGAAAAAAAAAUAUAAACUAAAAAUAAGUGACAAUCAGUGCUUCUUAAAUUGGAUUUAGGUUAAGUACUCGUAUCUUCUGCUUUAUCUGGUUUUACCAUAAUACACCAAUUUCUACGUAGUAUCUACGUAGUAGUAUUUUUUUCUCCAAGUAUAUAAUACAAGUAAGCUAAACUUUUUUACCUAAGUUCUAUUGUUAAUCUGGUUUGCCAGAAAAAAUAUGAAAAUCCAUUUAAUUUUUAUGUGUAUGUACCACGUCAAAUCAGAAGUAAAAAUCUUCGAUCAUGAAUACCAAUUUGAUAAUACAUCAUACAAUUACUAACUAAAACAGAAUGCAAAGAUAGUCUUCUCAGACCAUAGUAUUGAAAAAAAUAACCUAAUAUUGUAACACGCAGUUUUAUUUACAAUAACGAUGCUUUAUUAAGUAAGCAGUUUGUUUAAGUCGUGAAAUAGAACAAAGUAAUUCAAACUAAGACCCCACUUUGCAGAUGAGACGAUAUUCCCUCUGUGACGCUUUGAUCGGACUUCGCAUAGUAUUUAUGAUCGAAGUUGUUAAAAAUAUCGCUUUUAUAUCACAAUGUCAAUUGUCAAAAUAAAAUGUUGACUCAAAAGAAACAAUGGAAAUAAAAAUUAGAAAUAGUUACCUGUGUAAUAAUUUUCUCUAGAAUUUUAUUAUAAAUUAGACCUGAUUAGAGCUUACUAUUUUCCAUAGUCACUAAUUGUACUUGUAUAUUUUUAUUAAGGAACAAAUCAAGAGAAGAAUUUGAAAUGCAGUAGCAAUCUUAACAUUCCUGCGUCGCUUAUUCAUUAUAAUAUUCUUGGCCUAUAUUUUAUCGAUUCUCUGCAAGGUCCCAAUGUGAUAGACAUAGCUAGUGCCAAUAAAUUUAUAAUAGAAUAGUACACAAACAAUAUGAAUGAUUCUUAGGUAAGAAUAAAUAUCUAAUUAUAUCCAGAAGCGUUAAGGACGUUUGAAGGGUUGGCUUAACGAUAAAUAAUGGACAGGGUGUGUUUAAUGAAUUAUGGUUAUGGAAUAUGUCCUCUAUUAUCCAUAUAUUAUUAUUGAAGUAACAAAGAAACAUUUAUUAAUUCAACUAUGUUUUAUUUUUAAAAUUAACUUUUUAAAAGACGUGAAUAUAUGUAUUAUGGUAAUAAAAUCCCUAAACAACAUUCGCAUUAAUUUAUUUUCAUUUAUUGCAUACCUAGAGAUCAUUUUAUUUUAUUUUUAAGACAAUUUUUUUAUUUUGUAAAUUUUCUAAACAUAUUUCUUACUUAUUUAAAAUCAUUGUCAAUGACGUGAAAGUUAUAUACGAUAUUUUUCACUUGCCAGUAUAUAAUUAGAUAUUUGAUUCUUAUUAAUUUAAUCUUUUAAUAUUAUUACACUGUACAUAUAUACUGUAUAGAUUUUAAAUAUCAAUUCAAUUGAAAAACUAAAUAAUAAUUAUGUUAUGACUAUGCAGACUUCUUAACUUUAUUUAUGAGAGGUUGGACAAUGGAAUGUUUUGUCUUCACUACUUAAUAUAUAAUUAAAAUAGUGUGAAAAAAAAAUUAAUAGGUAAUCAUUGAAUUAUUAGAUUAUCAAUAAAUUAUUGCAAAUA
Molecule: messenger RNA, 8430 nt
Organism: Galleria mellonella (greater wax moth)
Lineage: Eukaryota; Metazoa; Arthropoda; Insecta; Lepidoptera; Pyralidae
Gene: chp
Product: chaoptin
Exons: 27
Coding region: 436-4455 (1339 amino acids)
Molecular function (GO): protein binding
Source: RefSeq, a predicted model, not a curated record